GACUCAGAGGGUUAUACAGGCAGCCUUCUCAAAAUGGCUACCACAGCUGGAAAAACAGCACUGUAUAUGGCACCUCUUCAAGAUGAGUUAUGUCUCGAUCCACUGCCAUUCUCAGCAGAAGAGUUUGCGAAGAUGCCAAAGGUUGAGUGUCGUACUUGUAAAACCACAAUGCCACUACCAGUUUUGUGCUUGCAUGUUAAAUCUUGUGGUGGCUGCACACAGUCAGCUAAUGAUGAGACUACUGAAGAUGAGGAUGAUGAUGUAAAAGUAGUUGGUGAGAUUACCAGAGCAGUUACCCCUACAGCCCCAGCUUCUACACCUACACCCACCACUUCAAUACAAACUUGUUCUCCUACACCCACCACAAGUUUUGAGGAUGAGGGACAGUGUCCCAUUUGUUUAGACACAUUUUCACAGACAGAGUUGCCCAUGCAUGCAAGUGUUUGUGGAGAUAGUACAUUACAGACACUGGAUUAUGAGAGCAGUCCUCCAUGUGGCACACCUGUACAGCAAAACCAAGGCCCAGACUUGAAGUGUCCAGAUGAUGUAUUGCGUUUGUUGGCAAGUAGGGUAGAUGACAGCAAGGAUUUCAAGAUCUGUGUUUCUCGAACUGACUUCUAUCAAAGAGCUAUGGUGCAGUGGCAAAGACAAAAGAGAGGAACUCCGGGCAAUACUUUGCGUGUAACAUUUUUGGGGGAAGCAGGUGUUGACACAGGUGCCAUUCGUAAGGAAUUUCUUUCAGAUUUGAUUGGUGAGAUUGAGAUACACCUCUUUGAGCAUAGAGGACACCAGAGAGGGAAGAGCCCCAUCUACUCCCUAAGUAAUAUGGAGAAGGGAUUUUUUAGGACUGCUGGAGAAGUGUUUUCUGUUAGUCUCGCUCAGGGUGGGCCUGCCGCCCGUUUCUUGAGGCAGUGGUGCUUUGAUUAUCUCUCAUCUGGAGACUUGGAUGAAUCAACUCUCACUAUAGAUGAUGUGGAUGAUGCUGAACUUUAUAAUUUGAUUAAAAAGGUGGAGGAAGAAGAAACCGAUCUCUCUGCAUGAAAUGAUCAAAUAAUUAACUGUGGUUUUACUGGGGCCGUUAAACCUGAGAACAAAGAGGCCAUAAUAAGAUCAAUUGUGCUUCAUGCAACUCUACGUUUGGUCCCUUUGUUGAAGCAAAUCCGAAAAGGUCUUGAAGUCUACAAUUUUGUGGACAUCCUGGAAAACCAUUCAGGACUUUGCCACCAGUUCUUUGUCCCUGAUGUGGUGGAUGAUGAUGAUAAGGCUGAUGCAGACUUCAUCAUGCAGAACAUUCUUCCGAAAAUGUCGGAGAAGGGAUCAGUACGAGAGACUUAUGAAACAGCUAUAAUCAACUUUCUGCAAGACUUUCUCCAAGAAAUUGAAAGCUGUGAGGAUAACCCUGACGGAGACAUCCUGCCCUUAACUGUCCCCAGUGUUAUGCAAUGGCUCACUGGCCAGGGACACAAACCUCUUCUAAUGUCAGAACUUCUAAAUGUAUCUUCAUUUUGACCAUGAGUUUAUGCAGAGGAUGCCUGAACAUAAAAUAUGCUUCCCAGUUGUAAGUGCCUGUGCCAGAAAAAUUACAUUUCCCACAGUACACAUGGGUGACUACAGUUCUUUUAAAUCAGUCAUGUUGCAAGCCAUUCAGUUUGACAACGGUUUUAACAGAAUUUAAAAUGCUACUAAAUGUAUGGAGUUGUACAUGUUCAGGAAAAAACCUUUUAUACAUUGGUAAAUGUUCUUAUGGUUUUGAAAUUUACUGUGUAUGUGUAGAGAACACAAUGUGUUACAUAUUGUAAAAUUUUAUAUCUUAAUGCAUGUUAAGAGAACAAGUUGUUAUACAAGCCUUUUUCUGCUUUAAAUAUAGCCAAUACAGAAAAUAAAACAAGCAUGCAAUGUCAACUUAA
Carassius carassius (crucian carp) is the source of this 1907-nucleotide messenger RNA. RefSeq lists its product as uncharacterized. Gene Ontology annotation, molecular function: ubiquitin-protein transferase activity. Bases 34 to 1041 code for a protein of 335 amino acids. The transcript has 11 exons. NCBI's taxonomy places the organism in Eukaryota, Metazoa, Chordata, Actinopteri, Cypriniformes, Cyprinidae. The record is from RefSeq and is a predicted model, not a curated record.